CACCGUGACGUCACGGCACACAAUGGCAGCCACUGGUACAGCUGUGACGGUUCUCACUCCUAAUGGGAGAAGACAGACAGUUAAAGUGUCUGCAAACACACCGUUAUUACAGGUGCUGGAGGAUGUCUGCAAAAAGCAUGGAUUUAACCCCGACGACCACGGACUGAAGUUUCAGAGGAGUGCUGUUGACCUUACGCUGCAAUGGAGGUUUGCCAAUUUGCCCAACAAUGCCAAACUGGAAAUGGUGACAAGUACAAGGAAACAGGCUGUAGCCGACAGCCAGGUGCGGAUUGCGCUGCAGAUGGAGGACGGCUCUCGGCUCCAGGGUUCCUUCUCCUGUGGACAGACUCUGUGGGAACUGCUCACACAUUUUCCCCAGAUCAGUGUGGCGGAGUCGGAAUCCACUCCUGUGUGUGUUUACAUGAGGGACGAGGUGAGUGGCGAAGAAGCACUGAAGAAGACCACCCUGAAGUCUCUGGGUCUGACCGGAGGAAGUGCCAUUGUCAGGUUUUUACUCAAAAAGAACAAAGCACAGGGAGAGGAAGAUGGCGGGAAAGCCACUGAAACAACUGCUAUGCCAACCACACCUGUUGCCAAGGAAACCACGCUUACCCCAUCACCUCAGCCUGCUCCUGCUCGGUCACAUCCGGAGACGUCGACAACAGAGGUGCCAAUUAAAAAUUCAAGCCCACAUAUGCCACCUGACGCCAGCCCUGCUUCAGCUCCCGCCUCUGCCACAAGCAGCACACUUCCUGUUCAACAGGAAGAGGUUCCAAACUCCCAGGAUGCAGUUCGGCCAAAGAUUCCUCCUGUUGAGAGAGGAGUUCCCGAGGGGGAUGGCGAGGAAGCAGGGCCAUCAGGACUGAACUCUCACCCAUCAUCUUCAUCCUCCUCCUCCUCCUCUGCACCCUCGGCUCCUUUCAUUCCCUUCUCUGGAGGCGGUCAGCGCCUUGGAGGUCCCUGUGGAGGUGCAGCUGGACGCUCAGUAUCUUCAUCUUCAUCAUCCUCAUCUCUGUCAGCUCUAACUGCUGCAGUAGAAUCACCCAAAGCCAAAAAAGCAAAAUCCAGCCACGGUUCCAGCACUAAGCGUCAGACCACUGCCAACCAGCCAGAAGAGGACAUGGAUCAAGGCGAGGAGUACUUGGAGCCAGUAGAGAGGGAGGUUCUUAUCUACCACCUGGACACAAUGUCCCGCUGCUCCGAGGACCACAGCGAUCUGCCUGACGAGUUCUUUGAAGUGACGAUGGAUGACGUGCGCAAGCGCUUUGCCCAGCUGAAAAGCGAGAGGAAGUUUCUGGAGGAGGCUCCGCUGAUGACUAAAUCUCUGAGAGAAGCACAGAUGAAGGAGAAGAUGGAAAGAUAUCCCAAAGUGGUCCUGAGGGUCCAGUUUCCAGACAGACACGUUCUACAAGGCUUCUUUAGGCCUUUGGAGACAGUUGGUGCCGUGAAGCAUUUUGUGAGGAAUCACCUGGAGGAUCCAAAGCUUAGUUUCUACCUGUUCACAACCCCCCCAAAAACCAUCCUGGACGACCCUUCGGCCACACUGUUUCAGGCCGACCUGUUUCCUGGCGCUCUGGUGUACUUUGGCUCUGACGUUAAGACAGAUUUUUACAUAAAGAGGGAACUGCGUGAAUCCUCUGUCUCAGCCUCGCAAGCAAAUGAGUCCAUUGCAAGCAGCAUACUCCGGUCCCCGACACCCUCCAGGUCUGAGGGAUCUGAGGAGCCGUUGCCUCCUCCAGAGCUGACAGCAGACACCAGCGGGUCCACACAGGAUGAGGGUGACCCAUCUGCACACACCCAGGCUGCUAAACCAAGCAGAUCUGAUCCAGGCAAGGUGCCCAAGUGGCUCAAGCUUCCAGAUGAUGCUGUCCCGGUCCAGUUCUGCAGUACACAUGGGAGAUGUUUUCGCUUGUCAGGAAUCUAUUUCCUCCGUGGCAGCAAAACAUGUUACACAAGCCACCAGAAACUCCUCGAAGUCAAGCUGGGCUUCAUAAACACUCACAGGGCUCACUUACUGUAACUGACACACUUUAAACAGACUAAGGAAAUUAUGAGCUGAGCAACACUUGAGACUGCAAACAACCCAUAAUGCAACACCCUCAGUAGGAGCCGGCAUUGCACCAGAAUUUAUGGUGUAACUCUAUUGUUGUAAAUAUGUAAUUGUUUAGUCGUCAAAUAUAAUAUGACCCCUCUUUGUCAAACGUAGUUUCCAGGAAGAAACAAUCAUCUCAUAUUCAGGUCAAUACAGUAUUUUACAGGCAUCGCUUCCUUGACGGUUCAUCAUUUAAGUGUUGCUUUAAAGGAAAAUGUCACCCACAAAAUGACUAUUUGUGAAUUAACCAGUCGUGCUGUGUUACCUUGAAUUUGUGAAGAAAACUUUGUUUUUCUCACAUGACCCCACAGAAAAAAGUGAACACAUUUAACAAC
Molecule: messenger RNA, 2427 nt
Organism: Epinephelus moara (kelp grouper)
Lineage: Eukaryota; Metazoa; Chordata; Actinopteri; Perciformes; Serranidae
Gene: aspscr1
Product: ASPSCR1 tether for SLC2A4, UBX domain containing
Molecular function (GO): protein binding
Source: RefSeq, a predicted model, not a curated record